GGCUCCAGGAACUGUGGGUGGGUGGGGGACUCUAGCAAGCUAUAGAGUGAAAGCAAGGCAAAAACGCAGAGCCAUAAAUCCUUCGUGAGCUCUGAGCGGCAUUCAUUGAGACACCCCUCCCACCACCACUACUACCACCACCACCACAGGUGGAGUGUGGGCUGGCACUUGUCUGUGGAACUGGAGAGAGCUGGUCUGAGUUUGUACUUUAGUUCUUGACUAAGAAGAGGGCUCCGGCAGUGUUCAUCACCACAGUUUGAAAAACAGCUCGCCUGUGCACAGGAGGAGGAUGUCUCAGUGGCUUUGCCUCCUUGGGAGAGUCUUGCUCUUGACAAAGGUGGCUGCUUCGGUGAACUUCUUCCAUCAUGGCUAUGAGGAGAUGGUGCAAGCCCUGUUCAAUGUGAAGGGCUCAUGCCCGUAUAUUACCAGACUGUACAGCAUUGGACGCAGCGUCCAGGGCCGCCACCUCUAUGUGCUGGAGUUUAGCGACUAUCCUGGCAUCCAUGAGCCUAUGGAGCCGGAGUUCAAGUAUGUGGCGAACAUGCAUGGGAAUGAGGUGCUGGGCCGGGAACUGUUGCUCCAGCUUGCAGAGUUCCUGUGUGAGGAGUAUCGACAUGGCAACCAGCGCAUCACCGAGCUCAUCCAUGAGACACGCAUUCACCUGUUGCCCUCCAUGAACCCUGAUGGAUAUGAAGUGUCAGCUGCCCAGAGUCAAAGGGCUUUAAGGGACCUAACUGGGAGAAACAAUGCCAAUGGAGUUGACCUUAACCGCAACUUUCCUGACCUCAAUACCAUCAUGUACUACAAUGAGAAAAAUGGUGGAUCCAACCACCACAUUCCCUUGCCAGACAACUGGAGAAAUCAGGUGGAGCCAGAAACUUUGGCUGUGAUUCAGUGGAUGAAGAGCUACAAUUUUGUGCUUUCAGCCAACCUCCAUGGUGGAGCUGUAGUGGCCAAUUAUCCCUAUGAUAAAGCCCACGAGCAAAGAAUUCGGGGCAUCUGGCAUGCCACCAACAGCCCCACACCCGAUGAUGAACUCUUCAAAAAGUUGGCCAAAGGCUAUUCAUAUGCCCAUGGAUGGAUGCACCGGGGCACAAACUGUGGCGAUUUCUUUCCUGAUGGCAUUACCAAUGGGGCAUCAUGGUAUUCACUCAGCAAAGGGAUGCAAGACUUCAAUUAUCUGUUCACCAACUGCUUUGAGAUUACCUUGGAGCUGAGUUGCAACAAAUUCCCAGCACAAGAAGACCUGGAAUUUGAGUGGCUGGCUAACCGUGAGGCGCUGAUUGCCUAUAUAGAGCAGGUUCACCAGGGCAUCAAAGGGAUGGUAACAGAUGAGAACAACAACAAAGUUGCAGGUGCUGUCAUUUCUGUUGCAGGGGUCGGCCAUGAUAUCACUUCAGGUGAACAUGGUGACUAUUUCCGUCUACUAUUGCCUGGCACUUACACAGUUACUGCAUCAUCAGAUGGAUAUCAGCCCCAGACACAAAUUGUGACUGUGGGCCCAGCUGGACCCACAGUGGUGCAUUUCCAGCUCAAACAAACCACUGUGAACAACCACCCUAUACGAAAGCCUUCAGACAAAGGCCCGGCCAAUAAAGGUCUACAUAAGAAAGUGGUGCCAAGGGCUGCCCAGUGGGAGAUACUCCGGUGAAGACAGACCUCUAAGAGAUGAAAGCCGCUGGAGUCACGUGUAACAGGAGAAAACGACAGCAGGCAGAUGAACUUUCUAAGAGGCACCGACACCCUCCCUUGAUCCCCACAAACAUAAAAUGAGCCUAGAUGAGAGAUGACCUUUGUUUAUUAAAUCUAAUAUUUAACUUCAAA
This is a messenger RNA of Pogona vitticeps (central bearded dragon), 1824 nucleotides long. RefSeq names its product carboxypeptidase N subunit 1 (gene CPN1). Gene Ontology annotation, molecular function: zinc ion binding; metallocarboxypeptidase activity. The record is from RefSeq and is a predicted model, not a curated record. Gene Ontology annotation, biological process: peptide metabolic process; protein processing. NCBI's taxonomy places the organism in Eukaryota, Metazoa, Chordata, Lepidosauria, Squamata, Agamidae.